UGGAACUAGAGGGCCAAGAAGAGCCCAGUGUGACCACGGCAGGUGCAUCAAGUCUUAGAUAAAGCUACAGAUUGGUCAGUCCAACUAUGAAGGACAGCAGAAGUCAGCCUUGUUAGAGAGUUUUAUUCCUUGGAAAGAGAGAAGCCGUUGAAGAAGUCUGAGCAGAAAAAUGUCACGACAAUGCUGUAUUCCAAAAAGAUUCAUCGUGCAAGACACUACUACUCAAGGGCUUCACAAGAAAAAGCUCCAACUCAUGGUCUGGUAGGGGAAUGAAAUGGAAGGGACAGAGGCUGAGGACCCUGACAGCUCCAGGCCUGCCACCAUCAUUUCCCCUCCUUCCCACUCCUUCACCAGAGAUUAACACUAUUCUAAAGCCAGCAGUGGGUAUACUUUUUCUUUUUUUUCUGUCUUCCAAAUCUUAAGCCUAGUGUUGUUUUCACUCCUCUUCCACAGCUGCCUCAUCUUUAGAGCAACUUUUGAAAGGCUGGUCAUGGAGGGGGAUUACGGAAACUUCAUUGCUGAAGGGCUCCUGGAUCCCAUCCUAAGUCAGUGGCCUUCGGUGUUGGGGAACACUAAGGACAAACUAUUGUGGAACUACUCACCCUACAUCUUGAACCAUUUAACUGCCCUUCCCACCCUCCAUUUACUCUCAGGCAUGACAUAUCACAACACAAUACAAAGGUCUUUGCCACAGAGAACACAAGCAUCUUAAAGCAUCUUAGGUCGCAUUUUAUGCAGCCAAAUAUUUACCAGUAAUAGGGUAAAAAGUGAAUGUAUGGUCCUUAUGUAUGGCUGUUAUGGGAAUGAGGCUAUCCCUAGGGUGACUGAUAUUAAGUUAGGUCAGAUUUGCUGCUUUUUAAGAUCUGUAGAAUAAAUUCCAAGUAUUAGCUCAGUAUCAGAAAUUGGCAAGUCUACUGCAUAGAUUUGAGUUGUGCCCUCUUAUUUUUCAUACAGCCUUCCAUCAUCAGUAACACCCUCUGCCUUGGUACUUGAACACGACAACCUAUGGCUAGAAAGAGGAUGCACAUGCAUCCUGAAAAUUCACCUGCAUACAAAUGUAUGAUCAUAGAGAAUUCUUAAAUUUAAGGUCGGUGGCCACUAAAAGUUUUAAGACCAUGGACUCAUUUAUUUUUACAGGUGUCAUUAGUUUUUAGUUGGGCUAAAAAUACACGUCAUUGUUUCAAAGAAAGGCUUUGAAAAUGACAAUGUUCAUUUGCUAGCGCCCACCUGAUAAUCCAGAAGACUUCAAGUAACCCCCCUCCAGUGUUACAUACAGUGUCACCUUUUCCUUAAUGGUGUUAUGGCACAGGUCUGCUUGUUCUGGUGUUUGUUGAAAUUUGAAUGGAAAGGCAUGGGGAAGUCAGGUGUCACUUGGUUGGGUCAACUGGUUACCCACACAGAGUCCCACAAGUUGGCUGUGCCUUAAUUUCAUCACUCUCAAGUAUUUGUCAUGCACUCAGAAAUUCAGUUGCUAAUAUAGCAGUGGUGAUCAACUUUGAGGAACCUACUCAGGCUAAACAAACUCCCUAGAAGACAGAAUUCGCAUAGUUUGAUGUAUAGUUAGUUACAUUCUGUCCAUGAAGUUACAUCCCCAUGAGACACUAACUCAUAAUCAGAAUGUUCUUACAAGUGGUGGAUGGGAACAAGGAGAGUGGUUGGAUGUUCUCAAUGGCCAGUCGCUCAAGCAAGUGGACAUGCUUAUGGUAUCUCAAGCACUCAUCCAUGGAAGAUUAAGAAUGACCCAAAAGAAAUCAAAGAUUUGUUCCAGAGCCAAUGUUUAUACUCAAGUGCCUGACGGAAGAUGGGGCUGGGCAGUGGCCAUUUCUUUUUUCUUCAUUGAAGUCUUUACCUAUGGAAUCAUCAAAUCAUUUGGUGUCUUCUUUACUGACUUAAUGGACAGUUUUAGUGAAUCGAAUAGCAAGAUCUCAUGGAUAAUAUCGAUAUGUGUGUUUGUCUUAACAUUUACAGCACCCCUCUCCACCAUCCUGAGCAGCCGGUUUGGCCACCGUGCGGUGGUGAUGCUCGGGGGGCUGCUCGUGAGCACGGGCAUGGUCUUGGCUACCUUCGCCCAGGCCGUUUACCACCUCUACAUCACCAUCGGGAUCAUCUCUGGUUUGGGAUAUUGCUUUAGCUUUCUCCCAACCGUAACCAUCCUGUCCCAGUACUUUGACAAAAGACGCUCCGUGGUUACUGCAGUUGCUUCUACGGGGGAGUGUUUCGCUGUGUUUGCUUUUGCUCCAGCAAUCACGGCUCUGAAGGAGAAAAUCGGCUGGAGACACAGCCUCCUCUUUGUGGGCCUGCUACAGUUAAAUAUCAUAGUCUGUGGAACGCUGCUGAGACCAAUUAUUAUCCGAACGGCCGGGUCACCCAAGAUAAGCACACAUGAAAAUCGGAAAGAAGUGCAAUAUAUGCUUGAAAACGAGAAAACACACACCUCAAUAGACUCCAUUGACUCAGGAGUGGAAAUAACUACCUCACCCAAAACUGUGCCUUAUCCCGCUAACACGGAACUGGAGCCGAAGGCGGACACGCAGCAGAUCCUCGGGAAGAACAUCUCCAAGCAAGGCGUUAAGAGAGCUCCAUUGUUGGACUUCUCGAUUUUGAAAGAGAAAAGUUUUAUUUGUUACGCAUUAUUUGGUCUCUUCGCUACACUGGGCUUCUUUGCACCUUCCUUGUACGUCAUUCCUUUGAGCAUCAGCCUGGGCGUUGAACAGGACCGAGCUGCUUUUAUCUUAUCUGCGAUGGCGAUUGCGGAAGUUUUCGGGAGAAUUGGAGCCGGUGUCGUCCUCAACAGGGAGCCCAUCCGUAAGAUCUACAUUGAGCUCAUCUGUGUCAUCUUGUUGACUGUGUCUCUGUUCGCCUUUACUUUUGCUACAGAAUUCCGGGGUCUUAUGUCAUGCAGCAUAUUUUUUGGUUUUAUGGUUGGGACAGUAGGAGGCACCCACCUCCCACUGCUAGCGGAGGAUGACGUGGUGGGAAUUGAGAAGAUGUCAUCUGCAGCUGGAGUCUAUGUCUUCAUCCAGAGUAUAUCAGGACUGGCUGGACCACCCCUGGCAGGUCUGCUGGUCGACCAAAGUAAAAUAUACAGCAGAGCCUUCUACUCCUGCGCAGCCGGCAUGGCCCUGGCAGCCGUGUGCCUCGCGCUUGUGAGACCGAGUAAAAAGGGACUGUGCCAGUGUCAUCGUUCAGCUGAAACAAGGGCGGAGAGUCGUCGUAGGAAAGCUUUACAAGACCCACCUGAAGACUUUCUUGAAAUGGAUCUUGGGAAAAAUGAGCACAGAGUUCCUAUGAAAAUGGAGCCCGUAUGACGUGCUUUCGUGUAACAUCAGCCACUGUGUUGGCUGGUGGGGAGGAAGGCGUGAGAUGGGAUGGGGGAGAGGAGUUAGGGGAGCUCCACUCUACCCCACAGUCAGCUACAUUUAAAGGGAUGUCCAUGGGAACAGCACCACCACCAUUGUUUUUCCUUUUGUUUUCCUUUUUGCUUUUUUAAGCCAAAACGAAAUAACCAAAUACUCUUCCAUAUAUAAAUCUGGUUGUAUUCAGUAACAAUACCAAGAUACAUAGAAAGACACUUUGGUUCACAUUCCAGUUUUAAAACUUUGACAUGAAUUGGCAAAGUGGUUUUAAGGGCUCUCGUAUGUGAUACACUACUAUCUUAUAAAACAUCUAGCCCAGGUCAUCAAAAUGAAAUUGCCCAUUCAAAAAAUCUUAAAUCGUUUUUUAGGUUUCUAAUUUUUAAAAAUAAAUGAAUAAAUUGUUUAAAACCCUUUUAAAAAAGUACUGCAGUUCCCAUUAACAAAUUAUGGCCUCUUAAUUUUCCAAGUAUUUCAUGGAUAUGAAGUAUGGUUUAAGACCAAACAUUUGACUAAUGAACAGAACUUUAAAAAUAUAUACAUAUGACUUGAACUUCAUAAAUGUGAAGAUUACGACUUCUUUUUAUGGCCAGUCUUUACCACAAGUGUUUCAAUACAAAACACAGAAUGGCAUUCAAAAAUGUGUUUCCUGUUGCUUUUAAUUAUUCAGAAAUAUGUGAUUGUAAUAUCUUUAAUUUAAACCAAUAUUUAUUACUAAGUUAUUCUAGGAGAGGAAUAAAGUAAUCAAAAGAAAUAAAAUCUGAGCAUACGCAGCAUUUUUACUGCCUUUCUGCAAUCCUCUGAAUGCCUCAAAGAAGACUUCUUCAUCUUGUAAAGUUACUCUCCUAAAAGGCCAAAUUAUAACGACUCUUAAUAUGUUUCAAGGCAGAGUGCUAUUUAAAGGGAACAAAAUAAUGAAUAGCAAACUGCCUUCGUUUUUAAAAUAUUUUUUGUCACCUAAAAAUGCUCAAGGAUCAUUUUUGACCAGAAUUAUAUUUCAUGGUAUUGUGGAAGCAUUUCUGAUUUUUUCUUUAAACAUCCAGCUGUUGAAGCCUGUCUGCUAUUUCAUGUGGGGAGCAGAGACAUUUGAUUUACCAUCAUGAGUAAUAAGUGACGAUUUUACAUCAUAUGUAAAACGUGACUUGAUCUAAGUUGCCAUAGGCAUCAGACAACUGGUCACUUGUUUGUGUGCAGUUACACUACAUGUAUACUAUUUCUCAUUUUAACAUUUUUUUGCAAAGAGGGCAAGUGUGAGGACAACAGAGAGGAGCUGCUUACUUACUUCUUUGUACCGAAUCUCAUCCUACAGGUGACGGUCAAUGCUCACUGCCCCAUACUUUCUCAUUUUUACUGUUAAUUUAUGACAACUCAGGGGGAAAAAUAUAAACAAGCCUAGUUUGGUUACAGGUACACACAAGCUUGAAUAUUUCUCUGCACUGAAAUCAGAGUGGCAUAGUUCUUCACCUGCUACAUUUUAUAGUGUUUUAUCAGCCAUAGAUAUAGGACAAUCUAUAAAACUUAGGGGAGGGAGGGGAUGAAAGGACAAAGUGCCUGUCAAAAUCAGGCACGCCUAAACAAGGUGGAUGUAGCAAAUCUUCUGUCACUGCUUGAGGAGGACUUUGAGCUUGUGGCAGUUUUGCAGAAUUACAUGACUUCAGCACUUUACAACCUAUUUUUUACUAUGAAUGUUCGAUACCAUUUAAUAUUUGUAACUGAUUUCUGAGGGAUCCACUCUAUGUCCACUCUGUACACUGCAUGAAAAAAAAUGUAUGGCAAUUUCAGUAUGCCAGUAAUCAAAGUUUUAAAUGUUUGGAAGAAAACAAAAUAAGACUGCUGAUUUGUUCUGUAUUGGUGACAUUCUGGUACUUCUAGAUUUGCAAUAAGUUUAUGGCUUUUUUAUUUAAAAGAGACUGAUUUUCU
Molecule: messenger RNA, 5273 nt
Organism: Choloepus didactylus (southern two-toed sloth)
Lineage: Eukaryota; Metazoa; Chordata; Mammalia; Pilosa; Megalonychidae
Gene: SLC16A6
Product: solute carrier family 16 member 6
Exons: 6
Coding region: 1578-3308 (576 amino acids)
Biological process (GO): monocarboxylic acid transport; transmembrane transport
Molecular function (GO): monocarboxylic acid transmembrane transporter activity
Source: RefSeq, a predicted model, not a curated record